Messenger RNA from Anopheles gambiae (African malaria mosquito), 2148 nucleotides. Its product is annotated as bcl-2-related ovarian killer protein-like. Gene Ontology annotation, cellular component: mitochondrial outer membrane. The transcript is spliced from 5 exons. The coding region runs from base 1121 to 2143 and encodes 340 amino acids. Lineage: Eukaryota; Metazoa; Arthropoda; Insecta; Diptera; Culicidae. The record is from RefSeq and is a predicted model, not a curated record. Gene Ontology annotation, molecular function: protein heterodimerization activity; protein homodimerization activity. Gene Ontology annotation, biological process: extrinsic apoptotic signaling pathway in absence of ligand; regulation of apoptotic process; intrinsic apoptotic signaling pathway in response to DNA damage.
UUGUUUCGGUUCAACACGCGUGCCGAUAAGACGCGCGCCGCCGCUGUCGCUCCCACAGCGUACGCGUAGCGCAGAUCUUUACCUUUUGGUUUGCUUUCCCGCGCGGUGGGACGGCGGGCUGGUUGUAACCGAGGCAAAUAGACGGGCCCCGGCUUUGUGUGGAUAUCUUCUUCAUAUUCGGUCGGUUCGAUAUCAUCCCCCGGUGUUUAGUGGUGCCGUGCCCAGGUCUGCAGCAGUUCGCGCGCUUCGCUCCCUAGCAACGGGUUGGGGCGCAUGGGCGCCGUUUCCCGCAUUCAACCCCCACCGAUGCAACAGGUGUUUGGUGUGCGGCAGAGUGGCUAUGAUCGGGAUAUGAGCCGCGCGCACGUAAGUGAUAACGGCCGAUCGGUGACAUAGUGCAUAGUGUCUAAAUUUAUACCACCACCCGCAUCACUGCGUUCUGUGGGCUAAAGAGUGCUGUUAGCAGUGCCCAACAAAAUAAUGGCAAACAACAGGCAACCGUGUGUGUGUGUGUGUGUGUGCGUAUGUGCAGAGUGUGUCGUGUAGUGAUUAAUUCGUAACCCGAUAGCAUCAAAAUAGUUGCAUUGGGGAUGGUGAUGAUGGUAAUGCUGGUAUAUCGAAAAUAAGUGUAAAGUGCUUUACCCACCCAACCACAUCACUCACACGGAUCGAUUAAAAGUGUGCGUAGAGAAAAGGGCACUCUGUACUGCCGUUGUGUGCUAACACAGUAACGCGUUUCAGUGCUAGUUACAAGAGCGUUACAAAAGCGUUACGACAGUGGCUGCGUACGUGAAUUCUUCAGCAAAACGGGCAACGAAAUUGAUUGAAUCAAAACAGAAAGUGCAAGCCAUUUAAAGAGCGUUCAUCUUGCAUCGUCAACAAACCAUCAACACCACCACCACCAAAACAGACCAGUAGAUGCCUUUCGAGACUUAACUCAUUACCACGCAGCCGGAUAGAUAGUCAAUCCUUGGGGGGAAGACGAUCCAUUCUGGGUUUGAACCCAUGAGACGGGAAUGUUAUUGAGUUGUUCGAGUUGACGACUAUACCACGGGACGGCACUCUCUACACUACACUAUAUCCUUCUCUUUUCACAUUAUUUGCACUACAGUGUGACGUCAUGGCUAGUGGGCUGCUGAAGGUGGAGCCUCCCGCCAACAAUGGGACGGGGCUGGUCCCGGGACGGUUGUCCCUUAGCAGCGACAACCUGGCGACGGGCAGCCGGCUCGGCAAUGGCGAACGGGGCGGCUCCCUCACACCAAACCUUCCCUCGAUGGAUCGGCUCAGUGCGCCGAUACUGACGCGCCGCAAGUUCAGCUUCCCUGCCAACCUGCACUCGACGGCACUGCUCGGGUUCCCCGAGAUCGGUCACCGGGAUGGCUUCGGGAUGGGCGGCUCGUCACUGUCCGCCUCCAGUACCGCACUGUCCGCCCGGAGGCGGCUGAGCAACGUGAGUGACGUCGUGACACGCAAGCUCUCCAGCACGAUCGGCUGGAAGCAACCGGUCCUACCGUCCCAGGACAUCAUCACCCAGGGCAAGUGUCUGUGCGGGCAGUACAUUCGGUGCCGGUUGAAGCGAUCCGGUGUGUUUAACCGGAAGCUGGGGCUGCAGCGCAUCCGGAGCAUCGUCGGCACACCUUCGAUCCACGUCGUGCGGGAAGUUUUCCCCGCCCUGCUCAGCGUGGGUGAGGAACUGGAGCGUAUGUAUCCACGCAUCUACAACGGUAUUGCCCGCCAGCUUACUCGCUUCGGACGGGGCGAGCUCAAAACACCCGAAACCGCCCCGGUACUGCUGAGUGCGAUCGCGCGCGAUCUCUUCAAGGCGGACAUUACGUGGGGCAAGGUGGUGUCACUGUUUGCCAUUGCCGGCGGGCUUUCGGUGGACUGUGUCCGGCAGGGCCAUCCCGACUAUCUGCCCAAGCUGGUCGAGGGUGUGGCGGACGUGAUCGAGGACGAGCUGGUCACGUGGAUAUCGGAAAACGGUGGAUGGAUCGGACUGGCAAACAAAGUGCGACCACCGCAGGAAGAGAUCACGUUCACUGGCCGAUGUUUAGUAGGAGCGAGCUGUGUGAUAGGACUAUUUAUACUCGUCUUUCUGCUAAAGACGCUAGGCUUAUAUUUAUUUCCAAAUAUAUUCUCCUAAUUUUA